CGCUUUUACCGCACGCUUUUCCACCAUUUUCUCCUCUCAAAGGCCAAAGCUCUCUCACAAAACUAUAUUUUUCUCUUCAUAGCUCCAUUAAUUUCCUUCAUCACUGAAAGCUAGCGCGUGGUUUUCUCCAGAAGAAAUUCAUAUUGCUGCUUUCUUUUCUUUUUCUUUUUUUUAUUUUCUCUCUUCUCUGUCUUCACAGCUCGACAGUGGGAAACUUCACUCAGAAUUCUCAUUGAUAAACUGAUGAGUGUCCUUUCUCUGCUUUCAAACUAGCUAGUACAUAUAUACUUUGCUGAUUACUAGCAGUACAUAUAUAUUUUGCUCGUACUAAUUUGUUACCCAAUAAUAUAUCACUACCCCAUAUCUUUAAUUAUUUUAUCCGUACGAUCUGAUUCGGAUACAGCAACAUCUACGGUUCAGAAGCAGCUACACAAGAAUUUGGAGCUACCUUUGGAAUGGUCAUGGUCAUGGUCUUUGGUUUGAUUGUCAGUAAAAAGCCAAAGAACACAAGGCUCUUGACUUGACACAACAGUACUUGGGAAUUAUAUAGCCUUUUGUUGGGUCUUUAUGUAACUGCUAGUUUCUGUUGAACAAUACAGAAAACUGUGCAGAAUAAGAUCCCUCCUAAGUUUUACCAUAAUUUGUAACCGAUCAGUCCCCAAGUUCAAAUCUUGACCCCUUCUAUCACUUUUGUCAAAAAAAAUCUUGACCCCGGAUCUAAAAUACUUGUUGAAUUUUCUUCUUCUUUCAUAUUUUUCCCGUUCUCAAUCUGAGUUUUUCAAGAACCUCUGCAGCUAUAUAUUUUUGUGGAUAAAGAUAAAAGCUUUAGCAGCUAGAUUCCUCUAGUCUUUGCUUGAGAAAACAGUUAACUUGAGGCGGUGGUUUGGUUUGGCUUUUGCUUCGAGUCUAAGUCUCAAAGAACAGAGAGAGAGAGAAAGCUGGCAAAUAAUACUAAUAAGUGGUGGGAGAGAGUAGAUGUGGCCAUGGCGGGUUACAACAAUGAACAAAACCCAGGUCAAGCCGGUUCAGCUCGCUAUGUUCAUCACCUUCUCAGGCCUGAACUGCACCUUGAGAAUCAGACUCAGACUCAGACUCAGAGACCUCUUUCUAUUGAUAAUCCUCAACCUUCCGAUUCUCCGGACUCUCCAGACGAAGGAGAUCAAAAGCAUGACUCCGAUGCACAAGCCACAAGCUCCGGUGCAGCCACUACAAACUCGAACCGCCGUCCACGUGGCCGACCACCUGGAUCGAAGAACAAGCCGAAGCCACCGAUAAUCGUAACUCGGGACAGUCCGAACGCGCUCCGAUCGCACGUGCUGGAAGUGUCGAACGCUGCGGACAUAGUGGAGAGCGUGUCGAAUUACGCGAGGCGAAGAGGGAGAGGGGUUUGUGUGUUGAGUGGAACUGGGACAGUGGUGAAUGUUACUUUGAAACAACCUGCGGGGAGUAGUGUGGUGACACUGCACGGUCGGUUCGAGAUUCUUUCCUUGUCGGGGACUGUGUUGCCGCCUCCUGCUCCGCCUGGUGCGGGUGGUUUAUCGAUAUUUUUGUCUGGCGGACAAGGACAAGUGGUUGGGGGAAGCGUUGUUGGUCCUUUGGUUGCUUCGGGUCCUGUGGUUUUAAUGGCUGCUUCAUUUGCUAACGCUGUGUUUGAAAGACUACCUUUGGAUGAUCCAGAAGAAGGUGCUGUACAAGUCCAACCCAGUGCUUCACAGUCUUCAGGAGUCACUGGUGGUGCCGGAGCUGCACAGCUUGGUGAAGGUGGUGGAGGAAGUGGUAGCGGCGGCGGUGGUGGUCUUUUUAGUAUGGGAGGGAAUAAUAAUAUGGGAAAUUUUCCAUUUUCAGGUGAUCUAUUUGGAUGGGGUACUGGGAGUGCUGCAAGGCCUCCUUUUUAAUUUCUGGGUGGGUUUCUAGUAGUAUUAGAUUUUGAGUGAUUGUAGGGGUUGAUCCAGCGAGAUUAAUUUAAUUUUCUCAGCUUUUGAAUAAUUGAUGAAGGUGGAGGAUGAUGAUGAUGUUAAUGAGAGGGAGAUCAUGUAGCUAGCUAGCUUCUUUUUUGGUUGUAUGAUAAAAAUGUUUGUGAUAUAAUUUUAACAAAUUGUUCCUCCU
Quercus lobata is the source of this 2106-nucleotide messenger RNA. RefSeq names its product AT-hook motif nuclear-localized protein 27-like. The transcript has a single exon. Bases 984 to 1895 code for a protein of 303 amino acids. Gene Ontology annotation, molecular function: minor groove of adenine-thymine-rich DNA binding; DNA-binding transcription factor activity. Gene Ontology annotation, cellular component: nucleus. Gene Ontology annotation, biological process: vegetative to reproductive phase transition of meristem. The record is from RefSeq and is a predicted model, not a curated record. NCBI's taxonomy places the organism in Eukaryota, Viridiplantae, Streptophyta, Magnoliopsida, Fagales, Fagaceae.